Cydia amplana is the source of this 957-nucleotide messenger RNA. It is a transcript of the gene lft, whose product is annotated as protein limb expression 1 homolog. The record is from RefSeq and is a predicted model, not a curated record. The transcript has 5 exons. Gene Ontology annotation, biological process: autophagosome maturation. NCBI's taxonomy places the organism in Eukaryota, Metazoa, Arthropoda, Insecta, Lepidoptera, Tortricidae. Bases 89 to 892 code for a protein of 267 amino acids. Gene Ontology annotation, cellular component: cytoplasm.
UAGCGCCCGCUGUUCUCGUCUGCACCGCCGCCCGCGCAGCCAGUCAGCGCGCGCUCGCCGCCGGCGCCGCACGCACGUCCAUGUCGCCAUGGUAUACCCCGACUCGCGCUGGGGAGCGGACGCGUUAGCCCCCCUCUAUGAUGACGUCUACCGAGCUGACGGCGUGCUGUCAACCGUGAACGUGGUGGAGGCUCUGCAGGAGUUCUGGCAGGUGAAGGCGGCGCGAGGGGGCGGCGCGGGCGCGCUCGUGAUCUACGAGUCCGUGCCUGCCGCCCACCCGCCGUAUGUUUGCUACGUCACGCUGCCGGGCGGCGCUUGCUUCGGUAGCUUCCAGAAUUGCCCGACGAAGGCCGAAGCGAGACGCAGCGCGGCUAAAAUCGCGCUCAUGAACAGCGUGUUCAACGAGCACGAGUCGCGCCGUAUUUCGGAGCAUUUCAUUGAAAAGGCCGUGGCCGAGGCUCGAGCCAGCUUCGCGGGAGAUGCUGCCGCCCAUCAGGACCCGAGUGCUGGCAUCGCUGCCUUCAGGUUCAUGCUGGAGGCGAACAAGGGGCGCACAAUGCUGGAGUUCCAGGAGCUGAUGACGGUGUUCCAGCUGCUCCACUGGAACGGCUCGCUGCGCGCCAUGCGGGAGCGCCAGUGCUCACGUCAGGAGGUGGUGGCCCACUACUCCGCGCGAGCUCUCGACGACGCGAUGCGCGAGCAAAUGGCGCGCGAAUGGGCCGCGCGGGAGCGCGAAGCAGGCGCCGGUGGGGUCAUUCGCGCAGAGCUCACGCGAGCGGAGCGCGAACUACGCUCCGCAAGGCUCGCCGCUCGCGAACUACGCUUCCCGAAGGAGAAACGCGAUAUUUUGACCCUCGCCGCUCGUCUGGCACCGCCGCAGCAGCCACAGUGAUCUCAAAUCUAUGUCUAGAAAUGUUGUCCAGUAAAUGUCCGGCUCUUUGAGAUUUUCCAAUAAAU